AUGACGUUUCUGACUUAUUUUGAACCGUCACAGAACACUAAUAUCUAUAUUUCUCCUCAAGGUCUCGCAUCAGAUUAUGGCGUCUUGGACCUUAUGCAUCAUCAGACAACUCACACAUUAUGGAUUGAUCAAUACCAAAGCUCUCUCAUCUUCGACCAUGGGACGUCCGCUACCAAGAUCGCAAAGGCUAUCUUGAUAUCGGCCUCCUUCUGGGGGUUUCCAAAAGGCGUGGACCUUGGGAACAUAACAUCUCUCAUUGUAGCCACAGGGCCGCCUCCAACCUCCAACGACCUGAAACAUCUUAUCAACUUGAGCAGCCUUUCCUUCGCCUUUGAGCCCGCUCCGUUAGGAGUCGAGCGAGCAUCGCUGGCAGAAACGCUCAAUGAGGACCUCGCCAAGGACUGCUCUUGCCUUCAGGAGCUAGUCGUGGUAUUUCAAAGGCCUCAAAACACCGACGCUAUCUCCCAGGAUUGGGUAGUGGAGACCGUCCUCUCGUUUCUGGAGGCGUGGCUUCUUGAAUACGACCUGGUGUUUGGCACCGUGCGUAUAUGCGAUAGAAUCGAGCCGCAGAGGUGGUCGCCUCAGCUUGAUAUCUUCUCUUCAAUCAGCUGGCUGUUCGAGCUACAGGACGUUGACCUCAAAGCUCAAGCCCCAGCCUUUCCGGAACCAAGAUAUUUUGUUCCCGAACAAUAUUCGUUUACCUGA
Serendipita indica DSM 11827 is the source of this 705-nucleotide messenger RNA. NCBI's taxonomy places the organism in Eukaryota, Fungi, Basidiomycota, Agaricomycetes, Sebacinales, Serendipitaceae. The record is from the annotation of a GenBank genome assembly.